This is a messenger RNA of Carassius carassius (crucian carp), 717 nucleotides long. It is a transcript of the gene ntpcr, whose product is annotated as nucleoside-triphosphatase, cancer-related. Bases 99 to 662 code for a protein of 187 amino acids. The record is from RefSeq and is a predicted model, not a curated record. Lineage: Eukaryota; Metazoa; Chordata; Actinopteri; Cypriniformes; Cyprinidae. Gene Ontology annotation, molecular function: ATP hydrolysis activity. The transcript is spliced from 5 exons.
GGAAGUUAUGUAGCAGUGUGUGUCACUCGCCAAAGAACGUAUCAAGUGUACAUAUGUGGGAUCACGACCUGAAAUAAAGCAUCAGGAAUCAUCUGUAAAUGAUGAAGCACGUGUUCCUGACUGGCGUUCCCGGUGUGGGUAAAAGCACUCUGGUGAAGAAAGUGUGUGACGCCAUGGUCUCGGCCGGGGUUUCUGUCAGUGGUUUCUACACGGAGGAGGUCCGAGAGCGAGGCAGGAGAGUGGGCUUUGAUGUGGUCACACUCACAGGGGACAGAGGACAGCUGUCCAGACUCCGCGCUCAGGCCGCCGCAGGUGGACGUGAACUCAGGGUCGGUCAGUACGUGGUCGAUCUUCAGUCAUUUGAAAGCCUCGCUCUCCCACUUUUCAGAGACAUGCGGGAGGGAAGCAAGAGGCUGUUUGUCAUCGAUGAGAUCGGAAAGAUGGAGUUGUUCAGCCAAGCGUUUGUACGUGCGGUGAGACAGACGCUGGACGCCUCCAGCUGCUCCAUCCUGGGCACCAUCCCUGUUCCUAAAGGAAAACCUCUCGCGCUGGUGGAGGAAGUGCGCAGCCGACAGGACGUCAAGAUAUUUAUGAUCACGAAGGAAAACAGAGACGUGAUCUUCGACGACAUUGUCUCAGCUGUACAAGAGUGCCUGAAGUAAACGCAUGUGUUAAUUAUAAUUGUGAUUUUUGUUUGCCAUCAAGCCGUGUUCAUAC